AACUCGGGCCUCCACCAGCGCGACUCCCGCUCUGCGCUCUUCGAGGGCUACACUGGAUCCGGCUCUGAUAGCAGGAGAGGCCUGACGCCCAGCCCGAGCAGGCUCGGCAAUGGCGGCGGGUACGGAUAUGGGUACCCGGGGGCGACCAGCGGAACGCCGGCGAACGGGCACCUCGGUGUCGAGAACAGAGGGUUCCGGCCGGCGACGCCAAAUAAGAAGGGCCAGUACAGCGACGCGGUGCUCAACGAGCUCGAGAGCCAGAAUGAUAGCCAGGUCGAGGGACUCAUGGGGAAAGUGAGGGUUAUUAAAGAUAUGAGCAUAGCAAUCGGUGACGAGAUCCGAGACUCCUCCGCCCUAGCCGAGAAGAUGAACGAUACCUUCGACCAGACACGUCUGCGGCUGCGGGGCACGAUGAACCGGAUGUUGCUGAUGGCCGAGCGGACGGGCGUCGGCUGGCGGGUCUGGCUUGGGUUCUUCGCUGCGGUGAUCCUGCUGUUCAUGUACGUGUGGCUGUUUUGA
Messenger RNA from Cryphonectria parasitica EP155, 519 nucleotides. Its product is annotated as putative ER-golgi SNARE complex subunit Bet1. NCBI's taxonomy places the organism in Eukaryota, Fungi, Ascomycota, Sordariomycetes, Diaporthales, Cryphonectriaceae. The record is from RefSeq and is a predicted model, not a curated record. The annotation marks the transcript as partial. The transcript has 3 exons. Gene Ontology annotation, biological process: endoplasmic reticulum to Golgi vesicle-mediated transport.